This is a messenger RNA of Drosophila serrata, 1073 nucleotides long. RefSeq names its product protein takeout. The record is from RefSeq and is a predicted model, not a curated record. Lineage: Eukaryota; Metazoa; Arthropoda; Insecta; Diptera; Drosophilidae. Gene Ontology annotation, biological process: multicellular organismal reproductive process.
CAGCUGCUGGGUAGUCGCCGGCAUAGCGUGACACCGUUUGAUGCGGCUACUUUUCAGCUACUUAGUUAGUUACUUGCCUAGUUAGUUACUUACUUACUCAGUGCCUUAGAAAUCAUGAGCAGCACGCGCCAUGGCCGCAGGUCGUUCGGUUGUCUCUGCGGUUGGCUAAUUGCCAUUAUCUUGAGCCUGAACGAGAUCACCUUGGACGUCGAAGCCGUAGCCUAUUACACGGAGAAGCCUGCCUGGCUUCCUUCGUGUCGCAUCUACGAGCCGGGCUUCACCAAGUGCUCUACGAACAGCAUUCAAAAGCUUCUGGAUCAGCUGAAUGUUGGGAUUCCAGAGGUCUUGGACCGCUUUGGUCCCUUCGAUCCCAUGAAGGUGAGGGAUAUAGUCUUCAAGCAGGACAACAACGAGGUGGCCACCAUUAGGGCCAAUCUCACCGAAUUGAUAGUCAAGGGAUUUUCGAAAACCACUGUCAAAGAGAGUCGUGUUAGCAAAAAGGACUUUAGCUGGCAAACCAAAAUAUAUCUGCCCAAGAUGAGGCUGGAUGGCAAGUACGAUAUGUCCGGGCGCAUUCUCCUCAUACCACUCAGUGGCUCUGGCAAAAUAUUCAUUGAAAUCGACGAUCUUGACAUCUUGCUGUUCACCAAAACCCGUCUGUACGAGAAGGGCGGCUUCACCUUCGACAAUGUGACGGCAGUGCGGGCCCAGCUGAAUAUCUCCAAGGUGCGGACCUACCUGGACAACCUGUUCAAUGGCCGGAGCAAGGAGGUGGAGCGCAGCACCAAUCAGUUUUUCAACGAGAACUGGCGCGACUUCUACGAGGCCCUCAAGCCGCUGAUCGUUGAGACUGUGGAGAACAUACUGUACGAUGUAAUGGGCACGGUUUUUCAUCUGAUUCCGGCCAACUUCUUUGUGGAGGAUAUACCGACGCCCCAGCAACUAUACGGGCCGAAUCCGGCAAUUCCUUCCGAUGGAAGGAAGAGCAGUACCAAAUAGGAAUCGUGUAUUCCAGUUUUAAGUUUAGCGAGAGAUCUGAUUGAAUCGGCAAUAAAAAUAACAAUAAACCAGCA